Saprolegnia diclina VS20 is the source of this 1607-nucleotide messenger RNA. RefSeq lists its product as hypothetical. The transcript has a single exon. Lineage: Eukaryota; Oomycota; Saprolegniomycetes; Saprolegniales; Saprolegniaceae. The coding region runs from base 47 to 1525 and encodes 492 amino acids. The record is from RefSeq and is a predicted model, not a curated record.
UCAGCGGUGACCACCCAAAAUCGCUUGACCCACCAAGCGCACCACAAUGACGGUAGUCAAGCGCACAUGUCCCGCGGCUUCCAGCGUCCUCGAGGUCCGCAGCGCCCUUCUCUCGGUCGCCCAGUGCCUCGCAUCGCCCAUCGAUGUGGCGGCCUUUCUAUCUGCGCUGCCAGCGACGUCGCUCGAUGCGCCGUUGACAGCGCUGCGGGAGCUGCUGACGCGACCGGGGCCCUUUUCCUUUGAGUGGCCGACGCCGGACCUCGAUGUCGUGACUGAGAGCGAUAGGACACUCGUGCGCAUCGCGCUGCCAGCACUCGUGUCCGUGCGCGCCCAGGGCGUGAAGGUGUUUGCGCGCUUGUUCAAUCGCCCCGCCGCGACCCACGCCAUUAAAUGCUUGGAUCAUUUUGCACAGCGCUUUGCAACCAAGCUCACGCAGCUCCAUCUCGAUGCCACGCUCACGUACUCGGAUGCGUUUUGCGUCUUGCUCAGUCGCUGCACGCACCUGGAGUCGAUUCGACUCGCUGCAUCUGGUAGCAAUGUGCUAACCGCGGUGACAACGCCCAACCAUCGCGUGCGCAGCAUCCGUCUCGAGAUGGAGCUCGUCAAAACGACGCCGCGGUGGACGCCUCUCUUGACGAAAUGGCUCUCGAGUGGUUUUGCCUCGCGCGUCAAAGUGCACACGCCUUUGAUUGCCGACGUCGACGACCUCGCACUUGCCAUUGCGACAACACCGUCGCUGCGGGCGCUCUUCGUGCAUCACAGUGACGCCAUUCUCCACGCGCUCCUGGCGACGCGGCGCGCUCUGUCCCAGAUCAUCGAGCUGCGCGUAGUCACAGACGAGACCGACUUGAUCCCGCGACUCUUGCAGCUCGUGGACCACAGUGCGAUGAAAGUGCUCGAAUUUUUGGGCGCAGCAGAUUUCUCGUACAUUCUGGCGCUGUUGCCGCAACUGCCGUCUUUGCACGAGCUCUCAUUGCACUACUGCACGCUGGGCGCCAUGCCGCUCGACACGUCAACGUGGCCGCAGCUCCGGACUGCGUCGUUUGAAGGCGUUAAAUUCGAGGCAAACACGUUUGACGCGCUGCUGGCGUACCUGGUGCGUGCGACGCACCUCACCGAGGUGGUGCUAAACGGCUGCGCAUUGGUGGCCGCCAAGAUCGACCUUCUCUCGCGCGCUCUGCCCCAAUGGAUGCAACAAGGGCUCACGUAUCUGAGCCUCGUGGACAACCAGCUCGACAAUCGAAGCGCGGCGCUGCUCGCGAUCGGACUGCGCGAAGGCCGGAACGUCGCGCCGCUGACAGUCCACCUCCACGGCAAUUCGCUGGACGUACACGGCGUGCGAAUGCUGCUCGAUGCACUCGCCACGUGCGAAUGUGUCCGCAUCCAGUUGAACCUCGACGAGAGUGUGCUGGCGCCGUGUGCCAAGGAGCUCCACGCGCUCGCAGCGGCGCGGCGCAUGCGCGUCGACUUGCUUGAUGAUGACGGCAUCCAAGUGUUAUAUAGUCCUAUCAAGGUUGUCGAAUAAAAAAGAACCAUCUGAUAGUGAAGUAUUGAGGAUAAUAUAGCUUAAAAGUAGAAAGAAGUAUACCCACGUCAACUGAAAUGGA